Cicer arietinum (chickpea) is the source of this 2052-nucleotide messenger RNA. Its product is annotated as glucan endo-1,3-beta-glucosidase 8-like. The record is from RefSeq and is a predicted model, not a curated record. Gene Ontology annotation, biological process: carbohydrate metabolic process. Lineage: Eukaryota; Viridiplantae; Streptophyta; Magnoliopsida; Fabales; Fabaceae. Gene Ontology annotation, molecular function: hydrolase activity, hydrolyzing O-glycosyl compounds.
AUUUAUCUCCAUCUUUCCCAUUAAUAACUUCCACAUUUUCUCACAUUCUCACUCCUCAAACCCAAACCCUUUCCCUCUUUUUUUGCACAAGAAAAAAAAAACUUGUUUCUUAUUCGUUAGGGUUUUUGUUUUUGGGUUUAAUCACAUUCAUUGGCCUCUCUGUUUCCCUCUGACAGAAGAGAAACAGACCAACUAGAGGCCAACAAGGGAAAAAACGUUUAUUUAUUUAUUUUUAUUUUCUUCUAAAUUUUGAUCCCUUAUUUCAUUGUUUUUCUGUUGUGUUUUUAUUCCAUAUUCUCCACCUAUUCAUCGUGGCUUCGUGGGAUUGAAAAAGUUGCUAAAUUUUCGGUCAUUCUUAAAAUCCCACUUUCAAAUCAAAAACCGUUCCUUCCUCUCUCUAUAACAAAAAGUUUUAAUUUUUUGUAUACCCAACACAGACCCAUUUUGUUUUUGCGUUUGCUUGUAUCUUGCAAUGGAAAAAAAUUGGAUUUUGAGAGUGGUGUUAAUGGUGGGGUUAAUGGGUCUGUAUGUGGAAGGACUUGGUGUGAAUUGGGGAACUCAAGCAACACACCAGUUACCCCCUGAAACUGUGGUUCAGAUGUUGAAGGAUAAUGGGAUUCAAAAAGUGAAACUUUUUGAUGCUGAUGAUAAUACAAUGAGUGCUUUGGCUGGUAGUGGAAUUGAAGUUAUGGUUGCUAUCCCAAAUAAUCAGCUUGCUGUUAUGAAUGAUUAUAAGCGUGCUCAACAAUGGGUUAAGAAGAAUGUUACUCGUUAUAACUUCCAUGGUGGAGUUAAUAUCAAAUAUGUAGCAGUUGGGAAUGAGCCCUUUUUGAAAUCUUACAACAAUUCAUUCUUGAACAUCACACUGCCUGCACUUCAGAACAUUCAAAAUGCCAUUAAUGAAGCCGGCCUUGGAGACACCGUAAAGGCUACCGUGCCCUUAAACGCCGACGUGUAUCAGUCUCCGGAGGACAAUCCUUUACCAUCUGCAGGAACAUUUCGGCCUGACAUCAGCGGUCUUAUGACUGAGAUGGUGCAAUUUCUCAACAAGAACAGCGCACCAUUUACCGUAAACAUAUACCCCUUCUUAAGUCUUUACGGAAACGAUGAUUUUCCGUUUAACUACGCCUUCUUUGACGGGGUAGACGCUCCGAUAAUGGACAAUGGAAUUCAAUAUACCAAUGUCUUCGAUGCAAAUUUUGAUACAUUGGUUUCUGCUCUCAAAUCGGUCGGUUUUGGGGACACGCCCAUUUUGGUAGGAGAAGUAGGAUGGCCUACAGAAGGCGACAAGAACGCCAACGCAGGCAAUGCAUUAAGAUUCUACAACGGCCUUCUUUCACGUCUCGCAGCAAACAAAGGAACACCUCGCCGUCCUGGAUUCAUCGAAGUUUAUCUGUUCGGACUCAUCGACGAGGACGCCAAAAGCAUUGCGCCGGGGAACUUCGAGAGACACUGGGGAAUAUUUCGAUACGACGGACAACCUAAGUUUCCAAUGGAUCUUACUGGUCAAGGUCAAAACAAAUUUCUAAUAGGUGCACAAAAUGUGAAGUAUCUUUCUCCAACAUGGUGCAUGGUUAACCCUGAUGCCAAAGAUCUUAGCAAACUAGCUGAUAACCUUAAUUUUGCUUGCGCUUAUGGAGAUUGCACUGCACUUGGUUAUGGAUCUUCUUGCAACAACCUUGAUGCUAUUGGAAAUGCUUCUUAUGCAUUCAACAUGUACUACCAGGUGCAAAAUCAGAAUCGUCAAGCAUGCAAUUUUCAAGGUUUAGCUAAGCUUACUACAGACAACAUUUCAACACCUACUUGCAAUUUUACCAUUCAGAUUGCUCCUUCUUCAGCAUCUUCUUUGAUGCCUUCAUUUGCUGCUUUGUUGUUUGUUGCUCUUUUUAUGAUUCUCUUAGCUUAGUAUUUUCUUUGUACAUACAUUAGAGAGAGAUGCUGCUGUUAUUUUUUAUUUUUGGUUUCUUCAUUUCUUGGAGAUAGGUACACUCGAUGAUAUUUAGUUUAUUGAUUUUUGAUUUAUUUAAUAAAGAGUUUUUCAGAUUCAGAGUA